This is a messenger RNA of Microtus oregoni (creeping vole), 7053 nucleotides long. It is a transcript of the gene Bend4, whose product is annotated as BEN domain containing 4. Lineage: Eukaryota; Metazoa; Chordata; Mammalia; Rodentia; Cricetidae. The record is from RefSeq and is a predicted model, not a curated record. The transcript has 5 exons. Bases 100 to 1719 code for a protein of 539 amino acids. Gene Ontology annotation, molecular function: DNA binding.
CACGCCUUCCCGCCGGCGCGCGCCGGGGUAGAGCGGGCGGCCGGGCGGCCGAGCCACCCCUGGAUCCGCGCGCGGGGCGGGCAGGGCCUCCGGCUCGGCAUGGAGCCCGAGAUGCAGGCGGCGGAGGAGGGGCCCAGCGCGCCCCGCAUCUACAAGCAGCGCGGCCCCUACAGCGUCCUCAAGACGUUCCCCAGCCGGCGGCCGGCGCUGGCCAAGCGCUACGACAGACCCACACUGCUGGAGCUGCCGCCCGCGCGGCCGUCCCCGCUGCCGCCGCCGCCGCCGCCGCCGCCCUUCGCGCCGCUCGCCGCCGUGCCCAUCAGCAGCAGCGAGCCGCCGCCGCCGCCGUUCCCGACGCAGCCGUCCUACCCGGCCGGGGCAGGCCGGGCCCCCGCCGCCGCCGCCGCCUCGUCGUCGUCGCCGUCCUGCACGCCCGCCGCGCCCCCCAGUCACCCGAGGACUCCGGCGCCGCCGCCGCCCACGGCCCCCGCCGCCUCGUCGUCGUCGUCCUUCGCCGCCGUCGUCAGGUACGGCCCGGGCCCGGCCAGCGGCGCGGGCAGCGGCAGCGCGGGUAGCGACGGCGUCAGCUUGGAGCUCAGUGCAGAGAGCCGGAUGAUCUUGGAUGCCUUUGCCCAGCAGUGCAGUCGUGUUCUUAGUCUCUUAAAUUGUGGAGGAAAACUUCUGGACUCCAGCCAUUCUCAGUCCAUGAUUUCUUGCGUCAAGCAGGAAGGCUCUAGUUAUAACGAAAGACAGGACCAGUGUCACAUUGCAAAGGGGGUCCAGAGCCAGACCCCUGACAACAUAGACAUAGAAAUGCAAUAUAUGCAAAGAAAACAACAAACUUCUGCCUUUUUGAGAGUGUUCACUGACUCGCUCCAAAAUUACCUGCUCUCGGGGAGCUUCCCAACUCCGAACACCUCAGCAGUCAGUGAGUAUGGCCACCUGGCUGAUGUGGACCCUCUCUCAACCUCCCCGGUGCAUACAUUAGGUGGCUGGACCUCCCCGGCAACGUCUGAGUCCCACGGUCACCCAUCCUCCUCAACGCUGCCGGAGGAGGAAGAAGAGGAGGAAGAGGAAGGCUACUGUCCUCGAUGCCAGGAGCUGGAGCAGGAGGUUAUCUCAUUGCAGCAAGAAAACGAAGAGCUCAGAAGGAAGUUAGAAAGCAUUCCAGUGCCCUGCCAGACCGUCCUAGAUUACCUAAAGACAGUGCUGCUGCACCACAACCAGCUCCUGCCGCAGCCCGCAGACCAGCCCACCGAGGGAAGCAAGCAGCUGUUGAACAACUAUCCUGUCUACAUAACGAGCAAACAGUGGGAUGAGGCUGUAAAUUCUUCCAAGAAAGACGGGCGGCGGCUCCUCCGAUACCUCAUCAGAUUUGUUUUCACAACCGAUGAGCUUAAGUACUCAUGCGGCCUUGGGAAAAGGAAAAGGUCAGUUCAGUCAGGAGAGACAGGUCCUGAAAGACGCCCUCUGGAUCCAGUUAAAGUCACAUGCCUUCGAGAAUUCAUUAGGAUGCACUGUACCUCCAACCCUGACUGGUGGAUGCCCUCGGAGGAGCAGAUAAACAAAGUGUUCAGCGAUGCUGUGGGUCACGCCCGACAGGGCCGGGCAGUGGGAACUUUCCUGCACAACGGUGGCUCAUUUUACGAAGGCAUGGAUCACCAGGCGUCCCAGGAUGAGGUCUUCAACAAGAGUUCACAGGAUGGAUCUGGGGACUAGUGGACAGAAUCUUCACCCUCCCAGUGGUGUUUUUGUGUUAUGUUUUUUGUUUUGUUAAGAGCUCCAGUUGUGAAUGUCCAUUUCCUGUCACCCUAGAGUCCAAAGCAUGUCCUUCUGUCAGACCCCUGCCCCACUGCCACAGUUCCCAAAUAGAAAUCCACUUUGGGGUUUUCUGGGAUGUCUCUGGCACCUGCAGUAGAUGUGGGGUGUAUUAUAUCACCAAGGAAAAGGUACAGUUGACAUAAGUCAUUACUAACUAGACAUUGAGGGUGUCUCCUGUCCCAAGUCUUCAGGUCAGUCUGGCCUCCUGAGCAGAGCUGGUCUCCUGGGAAGGUUCAGUUAGUGUUCCUGCACGUGGGGGAAGGAAAGACACAGACUUGUUUUAAGGGACUAGCAACAAGCAUUUUCUUAUUUAAUUCAAGUUAAGUUUUUGUCUUUUGAUUUUCCAAAGACUUGAAUUCAGAGUUCUCAGCAAAGACGCAGGAUAGGGGACACUGUAAGCGUUCAUAUAUUAGAAGCCACAGAACGGAGGCCGUGUCUGUUCAGUUGAGGUCAGCUACUUCUCUGUUAUCUUCUAGACAAAACUCACUGUGCCGACCAGAAAGACAGCCUGAUUCUGUGGCUUACGAGUGCGAGAUUUCCCUUACAUCUUUAGGAACAUCCAGAGAUUCAGAACCGUUUUCCAAUGCCUCAUUUCCUAAGUUCCUUGAUGCACAUCUUCCAUAGCCUUAAGUCAGCACAGUGCCAGUAGUGGGUUCAGUGAGAAUUCCCACCAGCUAGCUGUUGAGUAAGAGCAAGCCCAGGCUGUGACUGAUAGCAUCCGCUGCUGACCAGGGGUCAGGCAUUGCAGACAGACAUGCAGCUUCAAGGCCGUUCUGACAACUGUGCGGUGGCUUGGUGGUGAGUUCUCUGAAAUUGGAGGACCUUUCUGGACUGAGUGGCAGUUUAGAAUGUAUGAAACUUCUCUUUCCCGUCGUCAUGGAUGAACACGCCUCAUCCAGCCGUGCCUCUGCUUUCCUCGCUAGUCCUCUGCAGCCUGAGCUCUCAGUUAACUGUUGUGCUUGCCUGGCUCAUCUGUGGGAUCCAUGUGAGAGUAGCGGUGCCCUGGGAGCCACUUCCCAGCAGAGGGUACAGAGGUGCUGUAAUUGUGUCUGAUAAGGAUUGAACUGUGGACAUGAGAGACUCACUUUACCAGACGAGUCAAGAUGACUGUGUUCUUUGUGGAACCAAGAGCUAAAUGGGCAGCCUUUGUUGAAGAUCGUGAAUGUCAUCUAUGAACACAGUGAAGAGCUUUGAAAUUGGGAUAGAAAUUCAGACUAUCCAUUUAGGAAAGGGGCUCUUGGGGAGGCCAGUUUUGUCAAAAAUCACAAUAUGUUCACAAUAUAUUCAAUAUUUAGUGUCAGAGUUUGAACAAACCAGCUGAGCAGUUUAGAAGCAAAAGAAAUUGAGUAAAUGAACUGUCAUUUACAAUAGGGGAGAGCGGUGCCUUUUCCAUCCAAGAGAAGGUGUAUUUCUUAAUGUGUGAUCAAAGGUCUGGGCACUCUGUCCUCGGAAAUGUCCGAUGCCAUAAAACCUUGUGGGGAGCUUGCCAUCACCUCCUCUGCCUUCCCAUCUUCCCUUUGUGCUGGGCUCCAGGACCUGCAGUCCUCAGCCCCUGUGUGAUUGCUGUUUUCUUUAGCUUAGAUCACUGCCUGAAUCGAGCCGGCAGCUGCUUAGACCUGACUCGGUGCUCUGCUGGCCCUUUGCUCUAGUGUGUGUCCAUUUAAGGCUGCUACUGCUCGGUAGUAAAGCUGCUCUUCAGGUCAUGGUGGUUUCCUUUGUGGUCACCCAAGUGUUAAAUCAGCUGCAAAAGGUGCCAUCUCUGGCAGGGAUUCAGAGCUCACCAUUCAUCCGGCUGCCCCCAUUUCCCCACAAGCCUUUGAUUUUAUGUUUGGAGGUCUGAGAAUGUUGCCCGUCAGCUUGGUUUGAUUUUCCACAUCAUUCUGGCAGUCAGACACAUUGCUCCCCAACACAAAACUUCGUCCUCUGUCAACUUGUAGAAUUACCCUGAAUCAUUUAGCGUUGGUUUGAAGUAGACUUGAGUUAAAAACGGCUCAGAUGCAGCUGUGCCGCCGUGUCAUUGUGAGAACAAUGUGGUCGCCAGGCUGGCGUGACUAACUGUGAUGUUUUUGUCAGUGAUUAGGUAGGUCUGGUGUCCCAGCUAUCAAGCUCUGUGGUUAAUAGUGAACGUUGUCCUGGUGUAUUUUUCUUUUUCCAAAUUAAAAUGCCUGCUUCUCACAGUGAUUAGCUCCUCAGGCACAGAUCUUGCCAAGAGGAGGAUGACCCUGGAAUGACCCAUCAGGGGAGCGCUGUUCUAUGAGCAUUUGAUAAGGUCGCAUUUCUCACUGGCCCUUUUGUGGGUGCAGUGUUCAGUCUGUCAUGGUAUCUAGAAAACUGAAACAUUUCAAAUUGGAGCUUCUUUUGCUUGAAAACGUUUCUGCCCUUAAUCUUGUUCCUCGUCCGUCCCAGCAUUUGGGGGACUUUCACUGUGUGUUAAAAGGCUUCCCUGAAAAGGUCGCAAAGGGCACAGGAGUGCGAGAGUGCCGUCAUCUCUUGGUCAGGUGUGGAGGGAUGCAUGUCACCACUGUAGUCGGUGGGUGGUUCAGGUGUCGUCCCUGACCUUCAUCAGUGACCAGCACUGCGAGGAGAGGCCUUCAUCAGGAGGACAAGGAGACAUGUGAUUACAGUUGUAUUUGACACAGCUACUCUCCAUGGCAUCAGGUUAUGGUCACUGAUAGCAAUAGGAUUUUAUUAUUUUCAGUCCAGUAGUGAUUCUUGAAAUAGUAGAUGUUUACACAAAAUCUAAACAAUAACUCAAACUUAGGAAUCUGCAGGUCUGUGAUUUCUCCAUACCCCUGCCAUUUAAUGGCUUGUGCCUCACUUCUGCAGCUGAGAAGUAGAUGGGGCUCCAUGGGGAGAUGUGCACCAUGUCCAGAACACGGGCACUCAUUGCCCUCAUAUGGGCUCUGUGUUUCGGUUUGGUUUUUUUGUUGUUUUAAGGUUUUUCUUUGUUGUUGGUUUUUGUUUUGUUUUGUUUUGCGGUGCAGGGAGUUGAAUAUUAUUCAGUAUAAACUCUAGGCUAACCCUGACACCCCUGACUACCUCCUUAGUUUCUGUAUAGACCGGUUAUCGGUUUUGGUUGAAAGGUCAUUUUUUGUUGACUUAGAAGAUUUUAAAUGUCUGGUUUCUUCGGUCAGUGCUGUACCUGUCACAGCACAGGUCUGUGUUCGUCUGGGACAGCAUUCACAUGCGGAUCUGGAGAAAUGUGAUAGAAAAUGGUUUUGCACAUACGGUGUGAGGCUUGCUGGUGUGUGUUUAAUGUGGCGACACUUGCCAGCGCUGCUUGGCAAACACGUCAAGAGGGAUGCUUGAGUCACAACUCUGAUGCAAAUGUGUUGAAACAGCAGUGUGUGUCGGUGUGGUAUAUUUUUGUAAACAUGGUGGUGGCUUCUUUCAGUCAUAUAAGUACUGGAUAAGAAUAACAUUGAAACACUGGAGGAAGAUGUCACUUAGCUGUUCACAAAGCUGUGGCGUGUGUGUGUGUGUGUAUGUGUGUAUCUGUCUCUACAGGAGAGGGACGAAUUGACAUCAGCAAUGUGGAGGACAAAAAUAGUACCCAUCACCACUUACUUUUUUAAAAGUAAAGUUUAAAGCUUUAGCUGAUGCAUUUACGCAUUAGAGGCCGCUUGUACUCUCCAUAGUAUAUUGAACCUUGGGAAAUACUGAGAACUGGAAUUCUCGCAUUUGAUGACUGACUUUGUCAGUCUUGACUGUUGAAGGCAGUAAAUCACCAAAAACUUGGCUUCUGAGCUUCCAUAACUGGCUGUGAGGUCUGUGCUCUCAUUGGAUCACAGUUUCCGAAACUGCAGUAAAAGUACAUCUGCUAGCGAGACCCAUUUGAAAACCUGGGUCACUCUGAACAGUGGCACCCAUCCAGGCAGCCCGUGUUCCUUGCCAUGCUGCAAAACAGUUUGGUCCCGCCGGAGAUCACUCCCGUAGCAAUAGUUAACUCCCGCUACCUGAGCGUAACUCUCGAUUCCCUGUGUGCUAGUUGCUUCGAUAAGCACUUUAAUGCACCCUUCACAGCUGCCCUAAGCGGUCACUGCCCAGGGUGCUCACUGGAGGUCACUUUGAGCUCAGUAAGCAGAAUGACCCCUUCUGUUUGCCCCAGUCAGGCAUGGUUCUCGAAGUCAGCCAACGCUUCAGAGUGAACAUUUUUGUUUUAUCUGAUGCUGUCGAGGGAAAGCUGCCGUUUAUAUCACUAAAUCUGCUUUGGAGGUGUGCAGGUGCUUAGAUAACAGGUAUGUGACACUCGGGCCUCCAGGAGUUCUCAGGGGGCUGGCAUGAGUCAUGGCCUGCUUGACAACCUGUGAAGGAGACCAGAAACUCAAGGAAAUGGAUACGUCGAAGUCUAGUUCCCUUCUACUGUGUUCCAGGUCCCUGUGCAAAGAUGCAGGGGCUUCAAAGAAAACUUGUUUUGUUUUAAGACUAGAUCCUCUUGGGGAACACAUGGUGACAGCAGUGGGUAUUGGCCAGUGUUCCCAUCUCUGUGUGGCUGGUUUUGCAGCCUCCUGGUGACAGAGUUUGGUGAAACAGGAGGUUCAGCUGACACCGUCACCGUGCGGGCUGUAGAGGAGGUUGUGUAAAGAAUAUAGUGACCUGUUGAUUUUGCCCCUGUAGUUUUAGCUUUAACAUCUUUUGAGAGCAUGCCAAAGCCACAAGGGGCCCGGCUUGUGCCUCUUGGGAGCAAACGCUGCUGGAGGGAGGCAGGGAACUUGGUCACUGUCCAGCCUGACCCUGCCCAGGCUAAGCCUCGCCUUCAUGUCUCUCCUCUGCAGAAUGGCGUGUUGCAGCUAAUGCUGGGGCCAGUUGCCUUUAUUCUAUUUUCUAUGAUGAAUACUUGUGGAGAAACUGUGACAAAUCCAUUGAUCCUAAUAUUUUUAUUGUUGGAGUCUUGUGGCUUCUCUGAAUAAUUUCUAUUUGAUUGUACUGUGUGGAAUUCAUACACACUAGGGAUAUGUUAAUAAAGCUAAAAUUCAUAGUAUAAUAUAGAAUAGCAAAAAAUUUUGUGAACAAUUUAUAUAGAAGAAUAAGUUGUUUUUUAAGUGUUAGGCCAUUUCUUUUAGGAACUUAAAAUGUUAUAAGAGUUUUUUAAACAUUCAAUAUUUUUAAUUAUAAAAGACAUUUGUUACUAGAGCUAAUUAUUUCAGGUGUUCUAAUUGGAAUAUUGAUUUUCUUACCUCAUAUACCUCUAGAAUGCCACAUGUUCUGUUGGGGAUAAAAUUGCACAAUAAA